GACUCGAAGAAGACUUGACGAGCGCGGUGCGGGACAGGAGACAAGGUGAGGGGGACCUUUGACCAGCCCGCGGGGUCUGACGACGAGGUCAACAUAAUGGAAAACCAAUUAACUGAUUCUUCUGAAGAAAGCACAUUUCAAUACCAGAGUUCCUUGCCUUCACUUCCUGUUCCUCCUCUUGAUGAAUCCCUAACGAAAUACCUUGAUGCAGUGAAACCUUUCCUAAAUCAAGAAGAGUAUCAAAGAACUCGAGACAUAGUCAGAAGAUUUGAGAAUGGCAUUGGAAAGGAGCUGCAUAAAAAAUUACUUGAAAGGGCUACAGUGAAGAGAAAUUGGUUGGAAGAAUGGUGGCUGAAUGUGGGCUAUCUUGAAACCCGUUUACCAACACAAAUCUAUCACAAUUUUGGAGGACCAGGCCCCUAUAUUGAACAUUAUUGGCCAAUUAAAGAAGGGACUCAGCUAGAAAGAACAGGCAUAAAUGUUUGGUACACCUUGAAAUUCUGGGAACAAUUAAGAAAAGAAAAAUUGGCUGUACAUAGAUCUGGCAAUAAACCCCUGGACAUGGAUCAGUUUCGAAUGCUUUUUUGCACUUGCAAGAUACCAGGCAUUGUUCAAGAUUCCAUUGUGAAUUAUUUCAAAACAGAGAAUGAAGGUGAAUGUCCAUCUCACUUGAUAGUGUUGUGUGAAGGCAGAAUUUUUGAAUUCGAUAGUUUAAAUGAUGGUCAUAUUCUGAGCCCACCAGAGCUUUUUAGACAACUUUCCUACAUUAAGAAGAAAUGUGAGAAUGAACUUGAAGGGCCAGGAUUGGCCGCCUUAACAUCUGAAGAAAGAAACUCGUGGGCAAAGACACGUGAUUAUCUUAUCAGACUCCAUCCAAAGAAUCUGUCUCUGUUGGAAACAAUACAGCGUAGUUUAUUUGUAAUAUGUCUAGAUGAUUCAAAGCCUCAAGCUACCCCUGAAGAUUAUACAGAGAUCACCAGAUUGGCACUCACGGGGAACCCAACAUUGCGGUGGGGAGACAAAUCCUAUAACUUCAUUGCCUUCUCAAAUGGUAGUUGUGCAUCAAACUGUGAUCAUGCUCCUUUUGACGCCAUGGUUUUAGUGAGCCUCUGUUCUUAUGUUGAUUCCAAGAUUUUUGAAACAGAAGGGAAAUGGAAGGGAUCGGACAAAGUACGCAAUAUCCCUUGGCCUGAGGAGCUUGCGUUUAAUUUUGAUCAGAAGGUGCUAAAUGAUAUCACUUGUGCAAAGGAGAAAUAUUACAAGCAGAUGUCUGACUUAGAGCUUGUGAAUUAUGCUUUUACAACUUUUGGGAAAGUACUGAUUAAGAAACACCAUCUUCAUCCUGAUACAUUUGUCCAGAUUGCUCUCCAAUUAACCUAUUACAGAUGUCAUGGACACCCUGGUUGCUGUUAUGAAACUGCAGCAACCAGACAAUUUUAUCAUGGCCGGACAGAAACUAUGAGACCAUGCACCACUGAAGUAAUUGAAUGGUGUAAAUCCAUGCUAGACCCUACAGUCACUCAAGGCCAAAGAAAACACCUAAUGUUAAAAGCAUUUGCAAGACAUAAUAAACUGAUGAAAGAGUGUGAGAAUGGAAGAGGUUUUGAUCGUCAUCUCUUAGGCCUCCAACUCCUGGCCAGAGAGCACAGCCUUCCAAUGCCUGAACUCUUCUUAGAUCCUGCUUUCACCAGAAGUGGGGGAGGUGGAAAUUUUGUUCUUUCAACUAGCCUGGUAGGGUACACAAGAAUUGCAGGAGCCACUGUUCCAAUGGUAAAGCAUGGUUAUGGCUUUUUCUACAGAAUUAGAGAUGACAGGAUUGUUGUUGCCUGCAGUGCCUGGAAGUCAUGUCCAGACACAGAUGCCGAAAAUUUAUGUAAGGAAUUGUUCCAGUCUUUUCAAGACAUAAUAAAAAUAAUAUCCACAUCCCAGAUGUAGAAAAAAUAUUGGAGCUCCAGUGCCUUUUUUUGUAGAACCAUAAAUAUUGAAAUUUUGAAUAUGAAAGCCUUACUUAAAAGGAAUGAUUGAAGUGGAUAUGAUAUUUGACAGUUACAUAUAAGCUAGGUAUAAAUCAUGCAAAAUUCUACUGCAAUAACAAUGCAAUUUUCUUGGAAUAAUCUGCAAUUGCAAUGCAAAAUAAGAUUAGAACUAUGCAAUGAUAAACUAAACUUCUAAAAUGCAAGGUUUAUUGAAUUUUUCAAUAGAAAAAAGUUAAUUAUGUAAUCUUACUAGCAAUAAAGAAUGCAAAAUCAUAUUCAAAUGAAUUCAAUGUUCUAAGUUAAUGUUUUCAGAAGUACAUGGGGGACACUUGCUUUCAUUUACUACAAUGGAAAGUUGUAUUUUGAGCAACCAUUGCAGUAAUCAUGUUUUCUUUCUAUAUGAAAUGCAUAUCAUGGCUUUUUCUUGCCUUCAAAUGUAAUCAAGGAAAAUGUAUUAGAAUGCUUGUGAAUUUAUUUCAGGUAACCUGAGGUUGUUCUUUUUUUUAUUUGAUGGGGUUGUUUAAACGCUUCUAUAAACUGGAAGAGAUGAUAAUCAAAGAUACUGUAUUUUCUUGCCAUUUCAAACGUGCAACUCAGUAUGAUUCUCAGGACAACAUGCAUUCUUUGUAUCAUAAAUGAGAAACUAUGAAUAAUGCAAUAUAUUCUUGAAAUAAAGCCAUUCCAAAGAGCAACAAUAUGUAUAUUAUUCAUCUAUGCUUACUUACAUUGUUCCAUUAUGGUGGGAGGGCAGGAUGUAAUCUUAAUUAUUCUGCCACGCAAAACAGUUAACAAGCAUUCAAAAUUUUUUGAAAGAAUAAAGGAGUAUACCUUAAAACUCAGUUGAUUACAAACUGAAUGAGAUUAGUAUAAUAUCACCUAAGUUAAUUUAACUGACUCCUACAAGUUUGGCAAUUCUUAAUGUUACAUAUUAGCCUGCCUACUGGAUUCCAGCUGCAGAACUUUUCAGCUGAUGUGGAGCUCCCUUUUCUUCUUUCCCUGUGAAGGGAUUAAUUAUGAUUUGGUAUAAGCUGUUAAAAGGGGGCCAAGUUAUGCUGCUUUCCUUAGUACAUGCCCAUUUUGGUUGCAUGUCUGUUUAUUUUUGCACUCUGUUAUUACAGUUUACUAGUACAUAUUAAUACAUACUAGUACAUAUUUGGAUUGUUGCAAGUGCCAGUUGGUAAGAAAGGUGAAAGGCCCAGCUGGUUUCCAUGCCUCAGGGAGGACCAGAUCCUGGGUUAUCUCACUCUGAACUCACCACUAUCACACCAUGCUAAGGCAAAGUUUGUAUGCCUUCAGUUAUAUUGGAUUUUCAUUUCUAAGAAUUCUUCCUCACUUACAAAGUUAGAUAAACAUUCAUAGGAUUAAGGCAGAAAUUAUAAAAAUCCAGGAUUCUUAUUACAGAGUUGAUAGUGUCACUUGACUUGUCCUCACAGGAAGGGGAAAAAAAGAACUGCUAUGCAUUUUAAUUCCUGAAGACAGGAAUCUAACAAAAAUCAUGAUUUUGCCAUGUGGCAGAAGGGAAAUCAAGUUAAUGGAAUAUGAACACACACACACACACACAGAUUUUUUUUAUUUAUUGCAUCUGUUUUUGAGAUGAUGAAAAGGUGUUCAGAUAUUUGUGUAAUUCUAAGACAUCAUCUAGCUGAUUCUGUGGGAGACAAUCAUCUAUGCACAAUAGUGUGUUGAAAAAACUUUAGAAGAUGCAGGUGGUAAGUAUGUAAAUCCUAAUCUUUAGUCUACUAGACAGACUGUUGUUUUAAUUUUUAAUCUUGAAUUCACUAAACAACUGCUUAAUAAUCAGUUGAUGACCCAGAUUGUACCCUCCUGUAAAUUCCUCACUUUGCAGGCACACAUUUAAAAGAUAUAGUAUAAUAUAUAUACUAGUAUACAUGGCAAGUAUAAUAUAGUAUACUAUAGUAUAAUAUGCAAACAUUUUAGAAAAGGCAAAUUGUUUAUCAUUCUCUGGUAGAUUGAACAGGAUGGAACGAAGUACAUGAACCAGAAAUGUUAUAAUUGUAAGCAUUACACAAUAGUGAUAGCUAAUGAGAAUCAAUGAUGAGAACAAUCUCCUUACAACAGAUUGUGUCUGGCUGGAUCACAAUGUAGCGUAACACACAGGAUUUAUCUUCACAUCCAAUUUCUAACCUAGCAUUCUUAUUAAAUUUUGUAGAAAUUUUGAAUCAUUAGACUUCACUAAUGUCACGUGUAAGAAGAUAUG
Messenger RNA from Pseudonaja textilis, 4194 nucleotides. NCBI's taxonomy places the organism in Eukaryota, Metazoa, Chordata, Lepidosauria, Squamata, Elapidae. The record is from RefSeq and is a predicted model, not a curated record.